Molecule: messenger RNA, 1850 nt
Organism: Zea mays
Lineage: Eukaryota; Viridiplantae; Streptophyta; Magnoliopsida; Poales; Poaceae
Exons: 5
Coding region: 1301-1711 (136 amino acids)
Source: RefSeq, a predicted model, not a curated record
AGCAGGGCGUCGGAAUUCUUGAGGGACUACGAUGGCUUGGUCAUCUAGAUGCGGGUGGCGUACAGCGCCGUCGCGCAUUUCCUCCUGCAGUGGACCGACUGCAAGCUCGCCGCCGCGCUCGGCCUCCUCAAGGUUAUGCUAUACAAGGUAUCGCCGCCUUGCACCCUGCUAGCUCGUGCCCGUGCUCGAUUAGGGCUUUCACUCCACGAGUUGGCUUGCUGAGUUGCCGUUUCUCUGGCAGGUGUGCGCGGAUGGCUCGUCGGCGCUUCCUGAUUGGGACAUGGAGGCCAGCAUCAGGGAGUUCUACGGCGUCAUUUUCCCGUCGCUGCUGCAGCUUCCGAGUGGCAUCACCGAGCUGGACGACAGGAAGGAGAGGAAGCUCUGCCUCAAGAAAUUCAGGAGCAGGGAUGAGCAGCUCUCGGAGGUGGACACGGAGAGGGAGCUUGAGUGCGGGAUCUGCCUCGAGGUUAGCCCCAAGGUCGUGCUGCCCAACUGUGCCCACAUGCUCUGCAUGCGGUGCUUUGAGGAUUGGUAAUAUCUCUUUUGGUUUACAGCUGUUCAAGAAAGAAACAUAAUUGGCACGACCCCAUUUACAAGAUAGGGACUAUCUACUUCAUAGACGACAUUCGCGCUUAAUUUUUUUGCAUGAAAUAUUUAAAUUACUCCUACAAUGUCGAUUCCUACAUAACUGUUUAACAUCGUUUUAAGUCAGUUAUGUUUUUCAGCUAUGCACUUUCAUGUCGAUUAAAUUUUAUAAUUUAGUAGUUGCUAAAUACGUUAGAACGUUCAUGAAAUCUUGCUAUCAUAUUUUCCUAUAGUCUUAUUUAUUCUUACCUUUACAAUCCCAUAUAUUACAAAAAUCAUAUCUAACACCAAGUCGUUCAAACAUUUUUUGUUAUAGCAGGAAAUGGCACCUACUCUACUCCGCAGCUUAAAACCUCAAGAUAUGUCGGUAACCAUCCAAGUACAAGUUUCAAGGAAAUGGGAAUUUCAUGGAAAUACAGACAUUGGGUCCAUAUUACACAUUGAUAUGAUUUUGGCUGACAAAGAGGUUGUCGGUUUGGAGCCUUUUUAGUGUCAGAUGGUCUGUCUCUAUAUCUCUAUUCAUUUCACUGCAGCGCUGUUUGAGGUGCGUGGUCAAGUCGAGGCGAAGAUGAGCAAGGAGGAUGUGCUCAAGGUGCAGGUCUUGGAUUCAACAUAGUACUAGCAGUUUGGAAUCACCCGACGGGGAUGCUUUCCAUGUAAUAAAUAUUUUUGGAACGUUUCAGAUUUAACUUAUGUUGUUUCUGUUGCAAUCAACAUGGUGUCACUAUUUGGAUUCACCAGUAAGAAUAUUUGCCAUUUGGGCUUGUUAAUUAGGGUGCAAUUUUAUAUAAAACAUGCCUCGUUCACUUGCUUUCCAGUUCUUGAUUUCAGAUCUCUGAAGCCGAUUACGUACACAUUUCCUACCACGACUUUUAUUCUGCUUUCCUGUUCUCAACGUCUUGGACAUUGCCGGCGAGCGCGGUCUCCUCGGCAACUUCUACUGCUAACUCGGGUGCAAGAUGCCCAGCAAACUUCCCAAUCCAGCUGCCGGCAAGGAGAUGAGGUUCGCGACGGCGACAAUUUUCCACUACACAACCGGAUUCUUCAGCAGCAUAUGGAUCCGUUGAAGCGUCGUGUGACAAUGCCACCAAAGAGCAGCAACAAACAAGCUCAAAGUCUCCGCUAACCACUAAUCUCAUAAAGCUUGAAUUUUCUCAUUGCUAUGUUUCCUUCUCCUAGCAAAGUUAAGAUGUUUGCACAUUUCUAGCUUAUUAGGUCCUUGUGUGGAAUGUGUUUGAACAAUGAUCUCAUUUAAACAAUAUCAA